ACUAAUCUGUGGAUAAUGGAUAUUGGAUGACGCAUUCAUACACAAAAGUGGUUCCUUUACUUUUAUGCAAUUUUUUCUCAUCUACGCAAUAAAUAAUUGUUAUUCUGUGAUUAAAAACUAAUUUCAAUAUCAAAUAUUAAAUAUCAUGAGUUUCUUGGGGAAACUCUUUGGAGGAAAGAAAGAGGAAAAAGGGCCAACGACCCAUGAAGCGAUCCAAAAAUUACGGGAAACAGAGGAGCUGCUGAUCAAAAAGUCGGAGUUUCUAGAAAAGAAAGUCGAAACUGAGAUACAAGUUGCUAAGAAAAAUGGGACUAAGAAUAAAAGAGCUGCAAUUGCUGCUUUAAAACGUAAAAAGCGUUAUGAAAAGCAACUUAUUCAAAUUGAUGGAACUCUCACACAAAUUGAGGCUCAGAGGGAGGCCUUGGAAGGUGCUACGACCAAUGCUCAAGUAUUGAAUACAAUGAGAGAUGCUGCUAAUGCUAUGAAGCUGGCUCACAAAGAUAUUGAUGUAGACAAGGUGCACGAUAUAAUGGAUGAUAUUGCUGAGCAACACGACAUAUCACGUGAGAUCACGGAAGCUAUCAGUAGCAAUGUGGCCUUCCCCAACGAUAUUGAUGAGGACGAGUUGGAGAAGGAGUUAGAAGAGUUGGAACAGGAGGAGCUAGACAAGGAAAUGAUCGGUAUCAGUGUCCCAGCUGAUAACCUGCCUGAAGUACCCGAUAAUGAGUUGGCCGAUAAACCCAAACCCAGCAAAUCCAGGGAAACUGAAGACGACAAAGAGUUUGCAAUGUUGCAGUCCUGGGCCACAUAGAAUGUUAAUAACGCUUGUGAUAUAUAUAUGCAUAGGAUAAUAGCUUCUAACAAUUAUGUCGUACAGAAUAAAUAAGUGUUCAAUUAACUGUAAAUUUAGUUUUGUACUUCAUAAUUGCUUAUUUCUCAAUGAUAUACAUAGAUUAUAGGUUUAGGUGUUUUUAAUAAAGCUAACACAGACUAAGUAAUAAGUUUAUCUAUAGAUUUUGACAGUUGGAGAUGUCAAAGUUUUUUUUUUAUUUGUUAUGAAAUACGCAUGGGGCAGAUGUAUACUGCAUCUAUGUGAUUAUUUUUAUGGCAUGUAAGUGUGCGUAACGAAUCGAAUAUUUUUCCGGAAAGUGAAACUAUAGCCUGGUAGCGGAUAAGUUGUCGAAAACAUUUGUGAUGAUUUUUUAAAUUUCGAAU
Molecule: messenger RNA, 1215 nt
Organism: Pieris napi
Lineage: Eukaryota; Metazoa; Arthropoda; Insecta; Lepidoptera; Pieridae
Gene: shrb
Product: charged multivesicular body protein 4c
Exons: 5
Coding region: 146-811 (221 amino acids)
Biological process (GO): vesicle budding from membrane; late endosome to vacuole transport via multivesicular body sorting pathway
Cellular component (GO): ESCRT III complex; multivesicular body; cytoplasmic side of plasma membrane
Source: RefSeq, a predicted model, not a curated record